UCGGCGGACAGCUGUUACAACGAGCAGGGAAAACGGUGUCCACCGAUAUAGAGGCAAUCCGAGGCUCAUAACAGGCGCAAAUUAACCCAAUUCCCUUCUUUUGGGAUGAGAGACUGCAACGAACAAAAAUAAUACCAAAUUCUAACUGUAGAUUUGUCUUAAAACGUAUUUUAUUAGGACACAUCAGUCCGCAGUUGGCGUCGUGCAGGGUCCGCCUCAAGCGCAGCGGAGCGAAGAGUUGACAACAGCCGGGAUACAGGCAAGAGGAGACACUGUGGAAUACCCAGCGCCAGGGAGCCAGAGAGCGGACCCGGGGCUGGAUGUAACCGGACUUACCCUCCCCAGCGGUUCGCCAUGGGGGAGACCAAAAUUAUCUAUCAUUUGGACGACCAGGAAACUCCGUACCUGGUCAAGUUGCCCAUCGCUGCGGACAGGGUUACUCUUGCCGACUUCAAAAAUGUCCUCAAUAAACCCAACUAUACAUUUUUCUUCAAAUCUAUGGACGAUGAUUUCGGGGUGGUGAAAGAGGAGAUCUCAGACGACAAUGCCAAACUGCCCUGUUUCAACGGCCGGGUCGUGUCAUGGUUGGUGUCAGCAGAUGGUUGUCACGGGGGUUCCGAUGGGGGCUCUAUGUGUGCAGACAGCCAGGUAGAGCUGCCACCCCCUUUGGAGAGGACCGGCGGCAUCGGAGACUCAAGACCCCCCUCUUUCCAGUCAGUAUCUGCAAAGUGUGCGAACGCUGCUGGCAGUCAGGAUAACCUGGACAACGAGACAGAGACGGAGUUGGUCGUGUCGCUAGAGAGAGAGAGAGAGAGGGAGCGGGAGAGAGACCGGGGCAGGGAGAGAGAGAGGGAGCGGAGGAAAGAGAAAGACAGUCAUGACCAUGGUGGCAGGUUGAAUGGUCACAUGCUUCCAGAGCGGGAGCCGCAGAAACCCGAGAUGGCGGGGUACGAGAGCUCGUCCACGCUGAUGAGUUCUGAGCUGGAGACGACAAGCUUCUUCGACUCUGAAGACGACGACGCUACUAGUCGAUUCAGUGGCUCCACGCAGCAGAGCACUUCAUCGAGGCUCGUUAGACGACAUCGGCGGCGGCGGAAACCCAAAGCACCACAGAUGGAGAGGUCGUCCUCUUUCAGUAGCGUCACAGAUUCCACCAUGUCACUGAACAUCAUCACUGUCACUUUAAAUAUGGAGAAGUAUAACUUCCUGGGCAUCAGUAUUGUGGGUCAGAGUAAUGAGAAAGGAGAUGGAGGAAUCUACAUCGGCUCUAUCAUGAAGGGAGGGGCGGUGGCCGCCGACGGACGCAUUGAGCCUGGAGACAUGCUGCUGCAGGUGAACGACAUCAACUUUGAAAACAUGAGCAAUGAUGAUGCAGUAAGAAUACUGAGGGAGAUUGUGCAUAAACCAGGCACUAUUACUCUGACUGUGGCUAAGUGCUGGGAUCCUAACCCUCGAGGAUGCUUCACACUGCCGAGAAGUGAGCCGAUCCGUCCCAUAGACCCUGCUGCCUGGGUGUCCCACACUGCAGCAAUGACGGGGGCGUACCCAGUGUACGGUAUGAGCCCUUCUAUGAGCACCAUCACCUCCACCAGCUCCUCCAUCACAAGCUCCAUCCCUGAGACUGAGCGGUUCGAUGACUUUCAUUUAUCCAUUCACAGCGAAAUGGCAACAAUCGCCAAAGCGAUGGCCAAUCCAGAGUCUGGCCUGGAGGUGCGAGACAGGAUGUGGCUCAAGAUCACAAUCCCCUCCGCCUUCAUAGGCUCGGACGUGGUGGACUGGCUCUAUCAUUACGUGGAGGGCUUCACUGACCGCCGUGAGGCCAGGAAGUACGCCAGCAACCUGCUGAAGGCCGGCUAUAUCCGGCACACCGUCAACAAGAUCACCUUCUCCGAGCAGUGCUACUACAUCUUCGGAGACCUCUGUGGCAGUGAGUGCAAGAUAGAUAUGGCUAACCUCUCUCUGGGAGACCACGAUGGGUCGAGUGGGGCGUCCGACCAGGACACUCUUGCUCCCCUGCCCCACCCUGGGGCUGCCCCCUGGCCCCUGGCCUUCCCUUACCAGUACCCCAUCCCACACCCUCUGCAUGAGCCCCCCCAAAGCCAACCUGGAAGGGGGGGGAGUGCAGGCAGCCAGCACAGCGAAGAGAGUCGUAGCAGCGGCAGUAAGAAGGAAGAGGCUGCUGGGGGGGCAGGCGGUGGCGGCGAGUCCAAGUCGACAGGGAGCGGCAGCGAAUCAGAACUGAGGAGGGAGAAUGCCCCCAGUGAGCGCUCAGUGGUGGUGCCCCCUAGCGAGCACAGCAUGCACAGCCUGAUCAGCUUGGCCCACAGUGUCCACAGCACCCAUUCCCACAGCGGUAGCCUGGUCUACGGACCCCCCGGCCUGCCGUCCCAGCCCCCGCCUUCCCUCCCCACCACGGCCCCCCCUGGGUCGCCCCCGGGCCGAGACCUAGCCUCCGUGCCCCCCGAACUUACCGCCUCGCGGCAAUCCUUCCGCAUGGCCAUGGGCAACCCCAGCGAGUUCUUUGUCGAUGUCAUGUGAUGUGUGCGUUAGGUGAUCCAGAGGGCGGAUCCUCGCUGCAGGUGUUCAGGACGUCCUGGUACGGAGAGGAAGGAGGUAGAGGCUAAGAGAAAGACAGGUGGUGCUGAGAGGAACGUGGUUGUAACUGCUCUCCUUCUGUCUGUCUGUCCCCAGUCCUGUGGCGCCUGUACUUUCUUCAGUGAAGAAAAUCAGAGUGGAUGCAGCUCUCUCUCCUUGAUCCCCAUUAGACAAUUUUGUUAAUAUGUUCUUUUCGACAUCAGUUUGAGUGUGUGUGUAUAAGAGUCAGUGAAUAUGUUGUUGGAAUUGAAUGUUUUGUUUUUGUCAUUUUCUCCCUUUUCCUCUACAUGGUCUGUCCCAUUCAACUGUGAUCAAAUCUCCGUGGACCCUCCAUUGCAACCCCUCUUUAAAAAUCAAAUCAACACUGUCCAUUAGAGAGAGAGAGAGAGAGAGAGAGAGAGAGAGAGAGAGAGAGAGAGAGAGAGAGAGAGA
Molecule: messenger RNA, 3027 nt
Organism: Coregonus clupeaformis (lake whitefish)
Lineage: Eukaryota; Metazoa; Chordata; Actinopteri; Salmoniformes; Salmonidae
Product: segment polarity protein dishevelled homolog DVL-3-like
Exons: 15
Coding region: 355-2538 (727 amino acids)
Biological process (GO): intracellular signal transduction; canonical Wnt signaling pathway
Cellular component (GO): cytosol
Molecular function (GO): frizzled binding
Source: RefSeq, a predicted model, not a curated record